Molecule: messenger RNA, 2954 nt
Organism: Cylicocyclus nassatus
Lineage: Eukaryota; Metazoa; Nematoda; Chromadorea; Rhabditida; Strongylidae
Source: the annotation of a GenBank genome assembly
AUGGAAAAGCGCAUUUACCACGGCAAUUGCGGCCAUGAAAUGAGACCUACCGUUUAUAAAAAAAACCUGAACUAUAGGUGCGCUUGUGGUUUCGCAGUCUCAGCAAACAGAAUUGAUGCGGCAGCAAUGGCGUAUGGAAAUCUGAAUGGACGUUCCAUGCCGAUAAAAACUAGGCUCAGGCCAAAAAGAGUCAGCUUGAGACGCUCAUUCCGAACGCGUCCUUCUGAUCAGACGGCCAUUAUCUGCGUUGAUCAUCAUCCGGAAAUAAAGCUCUUUUACGAAGACGAAUGGGAUGACGAUUUUGCGUUGCGGUCCCCAAAACCGAGAAGGGAACGACGACCUAAGCAUAACCCGGUUCUUGAGGAGGAUAUUAUAGAAGAGGAAGAAGAGAAUGUCAAUGACAAUGAUGAAAACAACGAGAAUGUCGAUCCACAAGUGGAUAGUGAUCUUCCGGCCAUGCAAGAGCUAAAUGAGAAGAUUGCUAUAGCCGAAGAGUGGUCAUUGUACAUAGAGAGCGAAGAGGGUGAAAGGAUGAAAGCAGUGGGGAACAAAUUGGUGCCUUACGAGACGUACACGGGUCACAAAGCCACAGCGCACUUAUUUCCAAAACGAGAAAAGACACCUCCACCAUCUGAAGAAGAGGUUAAGGCUCUGGAUCGCGCGAGGUGCGAUUCUUAUUGGGCUCACGUAGAUAGAUUCCUCGGUCCAGUAAAGAAGAAAACUCCCGUUCGACCUACAAUCAUCAUGGCUAGUGGCACAAGCUUUCGUGCAGAAAGUGCAGCGAUUGAGAGAGUUAGAAAGAACACACGGUCCUUAGCAAUCGAGCCAAUUGAAGAAACCCCCGAAAUGCUAGACACUGAGUCGGCUUCUGUUGGAGGUGCAAGCUAUCAACAAAGAUGUAGCGAAGCAUCAACGGCUGUCCAUUCCGUCACUCCAAAGAGCCGUUUGCAAUCAACGGAUGGUAGAAAACAGAAACCCUCCUUGUUGACUGCUAGUCUUUUGGAUCUAGAUGAUAACACUCAGGCGGAGUCCCGUACAUGUCAAGAGUUAUCGUUUACGUCUAUUUGCGAUCUGGGAGAAUUACAAUCUCCAGUGCUUUUUAGUACACCGGUGCAGAGUGCUCCUCAAGCGCAAUCUACGCCUUUUGACCAAGCUAAAGAAAUCUUCACCGAAACCCCGGUACAGCGCACUGAUUUCUCAUCGCCGAGAUGGGCAAAUGUUACUGGAAGAAGCAAGGAACGAACGCUAUCAAGGUUAUCAAGGAAAUCUCAUGCGGACGAUGAGCCAAUAUCACCACCUCCGCAGGUAGACAGUUUUGAUGAAUUCGGGAGCUGCAUUAUACCUGAUAAUCCAGCAUCCACAGGUGUUGUGAAGGAAACUGAAGCUAUCAAAUGUGCCAGUAACGAAGAUGAGCAACUGUCAUAUAUGUUGGAGACCUCUUUGGAUCUAUCACUUCAUAAUCGAUCAGAACAUCAAAUGUCGUAUACUUCGAUGGCAACGUUGGGUGAGGAACUACCUUUACGAACCACUCAAAAUAUCGGAAACAUGACGAGGAAUGCUACGCAGAUGUCGAACACUACGAGAAACAUAACGCAUCUGACGAAUGCUUCUUUCGUGGAUAUACCGUUUUACUUGAGUGGAUGCGAAAAUGCCAUGACAGCAAGCCCACUGCAAACUCUUCUCUACGUUAUUGGACAACCUGAGGUCAUAGAGUGGAAUGAUUUGCCGAAAGACGUUUUUGAGAAUCCUAGAAAGCUUGGAGAAGGAGUGUAUGGGGAGGUCUUUGCCACUACGUAUAACGGCCGACCGACAGCAAUGAAGGUAGUUCCCUUCCAUGGCGAUAAAGUUAUCUACGCGGGGAAAGUCAAUGGGGAGUGUCUAAUGGAUGCUGCCUCCAUAUUGCCAGAGAUUCUAACAAAUAGAGAAUUGUCGGCUCUGAAUGAACCAAUAUCCGACUCCAGCACUCCAAAUUUUAUACAGUUGCUGAAAGUCAAUGUCGUUAGAGGUCAGUACCCCGAAGCCUUUCUUCGUGCGUGGGAUCAGUAUGAUGAAGAGAGGGAGUCAGAAAACGAUCGCCCCACUGAUUAUGCAAGUAAUGAACAGCUCUUCGUUACAAUCGGAAUGGCCAUGGGAGGCAUUGAUUUGGAGCAUUAUAAAAUGAAAAAUGAGGAUCAGGUACUGUCAACUUUACUGCAAGUAGCCAUAUCAUUGCUCGUAGCCGAGGACAGACUCGAGUUCGAGCAUCGUGACCUGCACAUCGGAAAUGUGCUGGUGAUUGAAGAGGACGCGGACUUGGAGUACAAGGUAAGGGGCGGAACUAUGAUCCUGCGAUCGUAUGGUGUCAAAGUGAAUAUCAUCGAUUUUACUUUGAGCCGGAUGCGUAAAGAAGGAACGACACUUUAUCGUGAUCUUGAAGCUGAUGAAGAAUUGUUUACGGGAAGUGGAGAUUAUCAGUUCGACAUCUACAGGAUGAUGAGGCAUGAGAAUCAAGGUGACUGGUUGUCGUUCAACCCAAAGACGAAUUGCUUCUGGUUGCAUUACCUUUCAAAAUAUCUCAUUAGCAAGCAAAAAUGCAGAAAAGCUAUACCAAAAAAGAGGAAACAGGUUCUUCAGUCAGUGUGGGAUCAAUUAUUAAACUUCGACUCCGUACGGGAUAUGUUUACGAAUAACGAGUUCAUCGAGGUACUAAAGAACCAUCUAACGGUUAUCCCGCGGUCUGAGUAAUAGUUUGUAGGACUAGUGUUGAAUGUUCAUUUUUUCGUCAUUUAUCUCUUGAUGCUAAUCCAAGUUUGCUAAACUCAUUUCCUCACGCGUGAUCAGAUCUCAUUUUAUUUUUAUGUGUUAACCUAAGUCUUUCACAAGAUGUUGUUAUUCUUAGUCUUUAGUACUGUGCAGCCACUUGAGUAUUAAAAGAAAUUGCUUUUUCAAUUUCUAUUAUAUAUUCUGUUGCUCGC